Molecule: messenger RNA, 2988 nt
Organism: Patiria miniata (bat star)
Lineage: Eukaryota; Metazoa; Echinodermata; Asteroidea; Valvatida; Asterinidae
Product: metal regulatory transcription factor 1-like
Exons: 7
Coding region: 36-2468 (810 amino acids)
Biological process (GO): central nervous system development; positive regulation of transcription by RNA polymerase II
Cellular component (GO): nucleus
Molecular function (GO): DNA-binding transcription activator activity, RNA polymerase II-specific; RNA polymerase II cis-regulatory region sequence-specific DNA binding
Source: RefSeq, a predicted model, not a curated record
CGGUCACCCAGACCACCAGCAAAAUUCGUUGCAAAAUGGCCGACAGCAGCACUAGCAAGAUGGACGUUGCCGACAUCGCGGUUGAAAUGGGUGUAGAUCGGUUCAUAGAAGAUGAGGUAGAAUCAGACGGAGUUGGGAUGAAACAAAAUGAAGAAUGCGAAGGCACAGGAAAUUAUGAAUUUGAUCAGACUUUUGUUUACAUAGAACACAUUGGUGAAACAAGUGGGAGUAGUCAUGUCAGUGAAAAUGACGUAACGAUAGGCCUGACUGGUCAGGAAGAUGUUGCUCCAUCAUCAUGCCCAUCUCUUGAUCAAUACUCAGUGAAUACCACAUCAUCCCUUCCGAGUCGUGAUGCUCUGCAACAACGUGAUCGUGACAACAAUCGGGGUGAUGGAUUCAUACAUCACACAAUAUCAGCCGAUCAAAUUCAGACACAGAUCAGUCAUGUUGGGCCAGGAUAUCCUUUUGAUGUGCCUGAUGACAUAGCAGGGGCAACCCUGACUAUGGAAAGAACCAAUCCUAAAACUCAGAAAAAGGAAAUACAGAGAUAUAACUGUGAAUUUGAACGUUGUAAUCGCACGUAUAGUACGCCAGGAAACUUGAAAACCCAUUUGAAAACUCACACAGGGGACUUCAGUUUCGUUUGCAAAGAAAAGGGAUGCGGUAAAGCUUUCUUGACAAGUUACAGCUUAAAGAUUCACGUCCGUGUGCACACAAAGGAGCGUCCAUAUUCCUGUGUCUCAGAGGGUUGUCAAAAGUCCUUUAACACGUUAUACAGAUUGAAAGCUCAUCAAAGACUCCACUCAGGAUCCACCUUUAAUUGUGAUUCAGAGGGUUGCACCAAGUUCUUCACGACAUUGAGUGAUCUCCGCAAACAUAUCAGGACACACACUGGUGAAAAACCAUUCAAGUGUGAGAGUUGUGGAAAGGCUUUUGCUGCAAGUCAUCACCUCAAGACGCAUGUCCGAACACACACAGGAGAGAAGCCCUAUUCAUGUCAGGAGGAUGGUUGUGAUCGUUCCUUCAAUACUCAAUACAGCCUGAAGAGUCAUAAGAAGGGACACGAUAAACACUCAUCAUCAACCUCUGUGCCAAUGUCAGACUCAUCAAAUCUGGACAAACCACAGAGAGAUGAUGCUAUGAGGCAAGGCAUUGCAGCAAAUUCAGCUUCCAGUAGUUUGGUCAAUACAGGCUGCACUUGCACUUGUGGAUCUAGAAAUUCAAACGUGUCCGCAACAAAGACGACAGAGCAGAUGCCCAUAACUGAUAUGGUAGCGACCCCUCCUGUCCAGCCGCUGAACACUGACAAGGUUGACAUUGUGAAUACUAGUGAGCUUCCAGUAUCUGCACAGUCUGUCAACCAAUCAACAGUUACAGAGCCCAAAGCACAACACGCUGGACAAUCUGUGAUCAUUCACAGCAUUCCAUCUGGCCCAGCUGGUCAAAACCUGAUCAUUACAAUCAAUCAAGAUUCCUCGGCACCUACACAGGUGGUCAUUACACCGCAACACCAGGUACCUCAACAGAUUUGUAAUGCUACACAGGUUAUGAGCAUCAAUCAAGCCAGCACCAGUCAUAGGUCGUCAGGCCAGCAAACUGCUGAAACAUGCGUACACCGUGCAGAAGCAGCCAAGUCACAUGUUGAUUGCAGCACGAAAUCUUGUACAUUAGAAGGCACAGGUAAAGCCACAGCAUGUAUCCCUGCAGUAGCGCCAGUAGGUUUAACCAUCACUCAACCAUGUCCACCUGCUGUAACAGCUAAUUCAUCAACCAUAGUUCCUGUACCAGUUUUACUUACUAUCGGUACACCUGAUCACGCUGUCAUGCAUUCCCACUCUGGUGUUUCACAACAGACUCGGAUCCAAGUCAUAACAGAUGAAAGUAAGUUACCCAAAUCAGUACCAAGUUGCCAGUCAGAAUGUAGGAGCUGCCUGCCUCCUGCAACUGCUGAUCGAGUGGUUGCUAGGCAACAUACAGGUGGAUGCGGCGUCACUACUACAAGGCAACCUGUAGGACAGUCAACCAUACAGACAGCGGUUGGUUCAACAAAUCCAGUCAGUCAACCAAUGCUGACAAUUUCAGACACCUUCUCUCUGAAUCCAACAGCUUCUACUCCAGCACCGUUAAAUGAACAGACAACCGCAUGGAGCACUAAUUCCUAUCCACAUGCUUCCUCUAAUUCUUCAGCUGUGUCAUCCACAAAGUCAUAUACAUGUGAGAAUCAACAAGCAAGACGGACAGAAGAUAUGAUUAAAUCUUGGUUAAAUGAUAAGAAUACCAGUAUGUCACAGGCCAAUGCUGAUGUUGAAUCCAAUGCUAACAGCUCCAAUGAAGUAGAGCGUCGGCCUUGUCUUCUGUGUAACUGCACAUGUCCAUGUGAAUGUAAAGAACAACUAACCAAAGGGGAUUUCCAAGAUGGCAUGUCGGUCAUUUCAUCAUUUAGUCUGAGUAAUUUCCCAGAUUUUUAAUUCAUGUGUUCAAGGAUGAACACGUGAACAAUCUGCAAUUGCUCAUUUCUCCUCUACUCAAUUGUAUACAACUUAUUCAUACACAAGUUUGAGUGAUGACAUUGUGAGUUGCUGAUUUGUCACACUUUCACAGGACUAACAUACAUGUAUGAUCUGCUGCUAGUGCUACCAAGAUUUGAAACCAGCUGAACAUAGGUGGAGUUCUGGAGGUGAAGUAGUUCACAUGUCUACUGAGUAGUUUAUGACGUCUUCUGAAAGACUAUCAGAUAAUUAGGAUGUUUAAAGCUAUAGUCCAUCAUUGGUAAUUAGUGCAUUUUGUUCGUUUGAAGCAACAAAAGUGUUCAAAAUCUCAUGAAGGAUACUGAACAACUUACUUGAUGAAGUUUUCAGCUCAGCUUCAGCUUCAUAUUACGAGAAAACCAGCAUUCGAGGAUCUCAAUUUAAAAUCAAAAGUUGCUAAAUCAUGUUUCGAAUUGUUUUGAAUUGCAGCUAUACGCGAUUUUGCGCACUGAUCCGACAA